Molecule: messenger RNA, 1569 nt
Organism: Laccaria bicolor S238N-H82
Lineage: Eukaryota; Fungi; Basidiomycota; Agaricomycetes; Agaricales; Hydnangiaceae
Exons: 5
Coding region: 1-1569 (522 amino acids)
Biological process (GO): protein dephosphorylation
Molecular function (GO): protein serine/threonine phosphatase activity
Source: RefSeq, a predicted model, not a curated record
AUGUGGAGACGUGUAUGGAAACCAUUGGCAGCCGUUGCUGUCGUUGGAACGCCUCCCGCAUACUUUUAUUAUCGUCACUAUGUCUUGGAUAACUUCUUUGAACUCCCAGUAAAAGUCCAGGGUCCUGACGGUAAACCAGAAAUGGUCACCAAGACUUUCCGCCGCCUCCCCCUUGACGUUCUCGAAGCUCGGAUUCGACAACAUGCCACCUUUCAAUCUCAUUCUCGUCCCGGAGGAAUUGUAUGGAAGCACACAACAGCAGAUUUAGCUUCAAAUGAUCCCAUCGAAGACGCGCAUGCUAGCCAAAUUGUGGAACGCGAUCCUACAGACCCGUCAUACCCUGGCGAUUACCUUUUCUUCGCGGUCAUGGACGGCCACGGCGGCUAUGAAACUUCAAGACUCCUUUCACGUGUCAUAAUAAAGGCCGUCGCACUUGAACUAUCCCACCUCACCAAUCAACCACCGCUAGCGAAACCAGGCUAUUUUGGGAGUGCUAGAGCUCUGACGUCGCAAACCCCCCUCGAUGCAGACCCUCAAAAAGUUUCACUUGCUAUUCAACAUGCGUUUACGAAACUUGAUGAUGAGCUUCUCGCUGCCCCGCUCCACGUGCUUGCAAACAAUGUCGACGAAGAGUCACGGAAAAAGAAUGUCAUUCCUGAUCUCAGCCAGCAUCCAUUAGCAUUGGCAACUAUGCUUCCAGCAAUCUCUGGUAGCUGUGCCUUAAUGGCGGUCUUCGACACAGCUCACCGGGAUCUUUAUGUAGCAUGCACCGGCGAUAGCAGGGCCGUCGCUGGAGUUUGGGAAACUACACCUGAUGGUGAAGGACGCUGGCGUGUUGAAGUGUUGAGUGAGGAUCAAACAGGCCGUAAUCCAUCUGAGCUUGCUCGAAUGCAAUUUGAACACCCUAAAGAUGAGGAAAAUGAUGUUAUUCGCAGAGGUCGCGUCCUCGGAGGUCUAGAGCCUUCCCGAGCAUUUGGCGACGCGCGGUACAAGUGGUCCCGUAAAAUUCAAGAGACAUUGAACCAGGCUUUCCUUGCCGGAAAUGGAACACCAAUUCGUACCGCCCCUGCCCUUUUCAAGACCCCACCUUAUGUGAUUGCACGCCCAGUUGUGACCCAUCGCAAGCUUUCGUUCCCAUCUGAUGAAUCCACUGCCAACCCUAUCCGCUUUCUUGUUCUCGCAACAGAUGGCUUAUGGGAUCGACUGAGCAACGACGAAGUGGUCAGUCUAGUUGGAGGUCAUCUUGCAGGCUACAAGGGGAAGAUUUCCGAGCCCGACCUUCAAACGCUGUUUCCCACAUCAUCAGGUUCAAUGGGGGUGCAAGGCAAAGACAAGACGGACAAACAACAGCAAGGGUCAUGGGCAUUCCUUGACGAGAAUGUCAGCGCCCAUCUCAUCCGAAACGCAUUUGGUGGAGGCAAUGAAAAUUAUCUUCGAAAUCUUUUGAGCAUUACCGCUCCAUAUGCCAGGCGACAUCGCGACGAUGUUACGGUAACUGUGGUUUGGUGGGAAGAUGGAAAGGAAGAGGCGGCCAGGGUAGUUACCGAAAAGGUCAAAUCGAAGCUAUAA